Messenger RNA from Chilo suppressalis (striped riceborer), 5472 nucleotides. NCBI's taxonomy places the organism in Eukaryota, Metazoa, Arthropoda, Insecta, Lepidoptera, Crambidae. The record is from the annotation of a GenBank genome assembly.
CGACGAGAUUCACCCGCUGACCGUAGACUAGUAUUGUAUGUUUUAGAUAGUGUCUGAUUUAUAGGGCAGUGUGUUAAUCGCUACCCUAGCUAGGGGACACGCCCACCUUUUUAUAGAGGGCUCUUUAAAAUUGGGUAGUGUUACAGUCGUUUUUAUCAUCUGUGCCUGUUGGCCUGUUGCUAGGUAACCGGUUCAACCAAAUCAAACAAUGACAAAUUCCAAUGGAAUUUAUUUAAAUACAACUUUGAUAAAUAAUCAAAGUGAUACAAAUAUAGUUCUUCUGUCUUAUUAAAAUAUUAAUUGUAUCUACCAAACUAACUUUACAGACUUUUUCAAGUCUCUACAUAAUCAUACAACUUUGUAAGUUCGUGCUACGGCCGUUGGAUGUAUGAGACAUUAGACACAGUAAUAGCAGUAAUGAAUCCUAUCAUCAAGAAAUGAAGUUUCUCUAACUAACCAAAUAUGUUAUUGAUCAAAAUCAAUUCUAUAAAGUUAACUUUAAAAUGGGUAUGCUAAGUCUACUGAACAAUUGUAUAAUAUGGAUUAAUUUUGUAUAAAGAUCUACACAAGUAGCGGGAAACAUGACUUCUCCAAAAUUAUUAUACACAAUAGAACAACCUCAUGGCCUUGGUGAGCUGUACUUUGUUUGGCAGAAGGGUGAGGCACGGUCUCUUCUUGCCACUACUGGAACGGAUGCAACUGUUGCAAUAUAUGAUAGAUCUGGACAACUCUUGGAAAGAAUGAAACUGCAGGGGCUCUGUGCAGGCAUGGAAUGGGAUAACGAUGGUGAUUACCUAGCAGUAAUUACUCCGAAUAGUAAUUCUGUUUUACUGUGGGAGUGUCAUGCUAACAAGAGGAUGAGUAUCGAGACAGGACUAAGGGAGCCUCCAUCAUGCCUAGCAUGGGCAUAUGGAGAACCACUUCUAGCCAUUGGGACACAAAAAGGCAACCUAGCAUUGUAUAACCAUCACACUUCGAAACGAAUACCUAUAAUUGGAAAACAUACAAAGAAAAUUACCUGUGCAGCCUGGAAUAAAGACAGCAUAUUAGUUCUCGCAUCUGAAGAUAAGAAUUUGUCUAUAAACAACUCGGACGGUGAUACUUUACGCAUUAUAUCAAUCCGGGACACCCCGAAUGACUUACAAUUUUCCGAAAUGAAAACCGAUGAGCGGGUAGCUGGAGAAAACACGAUAAGUCUAAUAGUGGGGAAACGUACAUUGUACUUAUACAACCUUUUGAAUCCAGAAAAUCCCAUCGAACUGGCUUUCCAACAGCGUUACGGUUCAAUAGUUACGUACAAGUGGUACGGAGACGGCUAUAUAUUGAUUGGAUUCAGUGCCGGUUUCAUCAUAGCUAUAUCAACGCAUAUUAAGGAGGUCGGCGAAGAGUUGUUUCAAGUUAAAAAUCACAAGGACAUUCUUACAGAUAUCGCAGUUUGCCACGGUCAGGCCGCGUCUUGCGGUGACGGACAAUUGAAGUUGAUAUCGGUAUGGAACAACGGCGAGGUAGUGGGUUGCGUAAGCCCCGGUGGGGGGGCGGAACGUGCCCGCUGGAGCGGCGACGGGCGUUUAUUGGCUGCGGCGGGUCGCGCAACGCUGAACGUGUACGUGGCGAGAUUGCCGCCGUUGUAUGCCGCUCAUGCUACGCGACUGCUCGCCCUCACUAGUUUGACCGAAGCUACCGUUUACCAAUGCAUCGCUCUCCACGACCCGGACUCCGCUAGAACCGAGCCGACCGCGCUGGCGACGUACGCGCUGCCGACGGAACCGACGCUGCUAGCGCUGGGCGCGGCGCACGUGUGCUGCGUCAGCGGCGCGCAUGCGUGGUUCUAUCCACUAGCGGGUGGUACGGCAACGCGCCGCCAGUACGCCGCGCCCGUUACCGCCGCGCGCGUCAGCGGCGAGUGUGCCGCCGCGCUGUUCCAGGGCCGCGCCAUGUUGCACUCGAUCGACUCCCCAGAUCCAUCACAACCUGAACGGGAAGCGAUUGUCUUUCCUGAGCCGCACAUGCAGGGCGCUAACAUUGUCGACAUUCAUCUCACCAGCGAUUUUUUCAUAUUCGUAACUGACCAAGGUCAUAUCGAGUACUUUGGCGUGGAGGAAUGGCGCACGUCAAUGCGGUACAAGCACAGCUGCGGUAUACGCGGCGUUUAUUGCGAUAUAGGUGGAGCUCGGGCUUGCAUAUCCGACGAGAGGAGACGGCUACAUGUUUAUUGCCCGGCUGCUGAUGAACUAUGUCCUGUGCCAGCGGGAGAUUCGCCUGGAGAACUUAGGGGUGUUAUUUGGGACAUAUGCCUGUCAGACCGCAACGUAUUCAUUGUACAUCGUGACGAAGCCAUCGAAACGUACUAUUACGCAGCUAACUCUAUCAACGGGUCGCACGUAGAUUACGUUGCAACCACAGUUGUACUCGCGAACCAAAUACCGCUCAUAUUGUUCUCUGGGGAUGCCUACUGCUACGCUACUGGAGGCAGUGUGACCAAGAUAUCAUUGGAGUCGCACAAUACCGCCGGACUGGCGGACGCGGACGGCGAGCGUCGGAUAGCGAACCAACGCAAGCACGUGGAAAAACUACUAUUGCUAAGGAGAUUCAGUGAGGCAUGGUUGUUCUGCGACGCUGUGGAUGAGCCUGCGCUCUGGAGGGCGAUGGGCGAAGCUGCUAUUGCCGAUCUCAAUGUGGAAUUUGCUAUACGUGUCUUCACUCGUCUGAGCGACGUUGCUAUGGUAUGGGCUUUAGAAGACGCCUCCCAAAUAGAAGAGCUUCCUAUACUGUGCGGCGUGCUGUGUGCGUGCCUGGGCAAGGGCGAGGCGGCGGGGCGGUGGCUGGAGGGCGGGGGCGGGGGCGCGGGGGCGGCGCCCUACGCGCUGGAGCUGCAUGCGGCGCUGGGGGACUGGGCGCGGGCUUGGGACAUCGCCUCGCGUUGUUGUCCUGCGCGCGCGCCUUACAUACUGCUGCACAGGGCGCACCACUUGGAACUCACUGCAGAUUACCAUGAAGCACUAGCGAAUUAUGAAAAAAGCUUGUUUUCGGACAACGCGGAAGAUGCGAAGGUUAAAGAACACAAUGUUAAGUGUGAAGCGGGGAUUGCCCGCAUGUCGAUUCGUUGCGGCGACGUCAUGCGAGGAGUCACAGUUGCCAUGAAACAUUCAAACGACAUUUCACUGCUCAAAGAUUGCGCUCAGCUCCUUGAAGAAGAGAAGCAGUACAGCCACGCGGCGGCACUUUACGACCACGCCGGCAAUACGGAGAAAGCAGCUGCCCUAUACAUUAAACUUAAAUCCUGGCUCAAAGUAGAAGCUUUACUGCCCAAAAUCAAUUCUCCCAGCAUACACAUACAAUACGCUAAAGCAAAGGAAGCGGAGGGCAGAUACACGGACGCCUUGAAGUCCUUCAUGAAAGCGCAAGACUUUGAAUCAGCCAUACGCUUGAAUUUGGAAAAGCUUGAUGACAUCGACGAAGCAGUGAAUUUGGUACAAGAAACUAAAUCGGUACAAGGUGCGAAGAUGGUAGCGAACUAUUUCCAGAACAUCGACGAUCCGACUUCGGCAAUCAAAUUCUUAGUUAUGUCCUUGUGUUACGAUGAAGCUUUUCAGUUGGCGCGUAAGAAUGGCAAACUGCAUUUGUACGGAGAGAUACUUAUACAGACUUCACAGGCGAGGCCUGAGGAUUUCAAGAGCCUAGCGCUACAUUUUGAGGGGGAGAAAAGUAAUUUGCUAGCGGGGAAGUUUUAUUUUCACGCUGGUGAAUAUAGUAAGGCGAUGUCGCAUUUACUGAAGACUGGAGGUUCUGAAGAAGAAGAAAAUGAGGCUAUCAGCGUGGCUAUAGAUGCAGCUGCGGCGAGCGAUGAUGACAGAUUGUCGAGAAGGUUGAUAGAGUUUUUGCUCGGAGAAACUGAUGGCACGCCUCGUGAACCUCGGCAUCUGUUCAGAUUGUACAUGGCUAAAAGACAGUUCACAGAGGCAGCGAAGACUGCGGUGAUUAUAAUCGGUGCGGAAUGUGCCCGCGGACGGUACCGUGAAGCUAGGGACGUGGCGCGCGGUAUGUGCUGUGCACUACGCGCGCGCCGCCUGCCCGUGCCCCGGGACAUGCGCCGCGCCUGCGCGCUGCUGCACUCCUACAUCCUGGUACGCACUCACGUGAAGCGUGGCCGGCAUGACCUCGCCGCUCGUCUCCUACUGCGUACAGCUGCCGACGUGUCCUUUUUUCCUACCCUACAACAUCAAGUGUCCAUUUUGACGUCGGCCGUGAUCGAGUGUAGUCGCGCCGGCCUCAAGCACCAGGCGCAUCAUUGGGCCAAGGUUUUGAUGCAGCCUGAGUAUAGAUCGCAGAUAGAUCCGAAGUACAGCAAGAAGAUAGAGUCCGUAGUGCGGCACUUGCCCCGCAGCGCGGCCCCGGCGGGCCCGACCGCCCCCUGCCCCGUGUGCGGGGACUUGCUGCCCGCUGCUGACCUGCGCUGCACCCACUGCGAGGCCGACCUGCCCUUCUGCCUCGCCUCGGGUCUACACAUUGUAAAGAACGACUUGACAGCCUGUCCAGAAUGUGAUUUUCCUGCCAUCACGGCAGAAUUGGUUGAAAUCCUCCAAGAAGAAGGGAAAUGCCCGAUGUGCGGUGAGAUAGUAGACUAUAGGAGGCUCGUUAAAUUAGAAGACGUCUCUCCGUAUUUAGACACUAUCACCAACGAAUAAGUCCUAAUUUUGCAUAUCAACCAAAUGUGAUGAAGCAACUGUAGUCCGUCCAAUUUGUCUUAGUAAUAAUUAAGUUUAUUGUUAUGAUAAGUGAGGUGAAUCUUAGAAUUAUGAAUAAAACGCACAAAAUACUGAUGAAACAUUUAAUUUUUCAUUUGAAAGUAUACCAAGUUGUAAACACGUUCGAUACUGAGAUUCAAAUGAAACGCAAAACACAAAGGUAUUAUUUAUAAUACAAAACUUCGGUGCGAUUCGCUACGAUGGGGCUGCACUUAACAUUCCACCUUAUUUCGCGAUUUUAUGCCGAUGCAUGCGAUGUGAUAAGGUCGAAAAUUGAUUGCAUCCGCAUCGCAGCUCACUUUCAAUCCCCACUGCUUUCUUUAUUCUAUUAUGAAUCAAAUAUUGCCCUAGUAUAAUUACUACUACCUAGCUAUGCCUUAAGUAGACAUUACAUUUAUACAACUUAAAAUAAUGACAAGACCAUAAUAACAAAAUAAUACAUCCCAUAAUAAUAAUAAAAAUAAUUUCAUUGUGCUAAUAAUACAAAGUGAAGGUACGAAUUCAACGCACAGAGUUUUUUUUGCCCCAAAAAUGUGACAUCCGCUUUUUAUCGAACACUUAGACUUAAUGACUUUUUGCAAAUGCAUGAGUAGAACACCCAGAUGUCAAUUCCGUAUAGUAUAGAUUUUGAAAAAAAAAAACUUUAAAUUACGUGACCUUCAAUGUGAAAUCACAUCAAAAUAAUUCCUACAAAAGAAACUAUACGUGAUUGAGUUUUAGUUUUAUU